Owenia fusiformis is the source of this 2304-nucleotide messenger RNA. NCBI's taxonomy places the organism in Eukaryota, Metazoa, Annelida, Polychaeta, Sabellida, Oweniidae. The record is from the annotation of a GenBank genome assembly.
GUUUCAACUUACGCGUUUUAUUCAAAAGAAAUGACGGAGAGGAACCGUGAACGCGACCCACUUCUUCUUUCUACAACUAUAGAUAAAACAGAGGAGGAAGCAUUUGUAAAAUCGGCUCCAAGGAGUCGUAGACCAGGUCCAAUAAGUAAGCGAACAAUAAUAGUGGAACCUACAAUAUUUUUAUAUUUUCUCGCCUCUACUCCAACUGUAACGCUAACAGAGCAAUUUGUUUAUCAUAUGGUUGGAAAGGAGUAUCACGGUGAUGACGACGCCACACAUGAGGAGACGCAGUGUAGUGCUGCCAAUGAAUCAGCAUCAGAAGCUGAACUCAGAGCCACAAUACAAGCACAGGCCUCCCGUUGGAUGCUGUAUUUGAAUGCAUCUAUUCUUGUCCCCCAGUUCUUCAUGGUGCUCAUAUUAGGUGCUUACUCUGACAUAGGGGGUAGAAAGUGUGUUAUCUUAAUAUCAAUAGCAGGAACGUGUUUGCAUUGUAUUUCCAAUGUUAUCAUAAUGUAUUUAGACUUGGGUAUCGAGUAUUUGAUAAUAGGAUGCGUGCUUGAGGGAUUAAGUGGCGGUGGAUCUGCCCUCACGAGCGCAAGUUUUGCCUACAUUGCAGACAUUACAGUACUAGAUGAUAGAUCGUUUAGAAUGACCGCACUUAACGCAGUGCUGGGUAUAUCGGGUGCAGCUGCCCAAUUGGGUAUUGGGUACUGGAUAAACAUUGCAGGAUACCUACCCCCUUUCUGGUUUGUGUCCGGCGUUCACAUUGUCAACAUUUUCUAUGUUAUACUCUUUGUACCUGAAUUAAAUCAACAGAAAAACAAAAAUGGUAAUUUCAAUCCAUGUCGGGAUAUUAAAAAUGCCACUUCUUUGUAUUAUAAAACAGAUACGUCUGGAAGGAACUGGAAGCUUUUGGUACUCCUCAUAAGCUUCGCUUUAGUCGCAAUGCUCGCCAAUGGCAGGGAUGACGUACUUACCCUUUUUAUGCUUAACAGGCCCCUGUGCUGGAAUUCAAUUUUCAUUGGAUACUUCACCGCGACAUGGACCUUAUUGAUGAAUUUAGGAGGCAUGGUCGGAGUUAAACUUUUCGAUAGAUGUUUUACUGAUGGGGGAAUGAUAAUGAUUGCGUCCGUUCUUGGUACAGCGACGCAGGUUAUCCAAGCCUUUGCAAGAAACAUAAUUAUGAUGUUCAUUGGACCAGUACUUGGAAUGUUUGCAUCGAUGUUCCUGCCACUAAUUCGAGCUAUCAUGUCUAAGACUGUCAUGGACGAUGAACAGGGUGCAUUGUUUGCUGGAAUAGGGUGCGUAGAAACUGCAUGCGUGCUUGGUGGCAGCUCCUUCUUCAACAUGAUAUAUGCAGUCACAGUCCACUGGUUUGGUGGCUUCGUAUUUCUAGUUAUGGGAGGGAUCUCCCUGCUCAGUAUGGUAACGUUUGGGAUUUACAUGAAAAUGUCAGGUAUGCAUUUAUUAGUGUUCAAACAGAGAGAGAAAAUCCGAUCGACUCUUUCCUCGGAUGAAUCCAAAGUGUAAACAUUGUAACUCACUACACGAGAACAGCGUGUACUGAUGAACAUUCAACACGCCAACAUAGUUCAGCAUGUACGAGGUGGACAUAAUUACACAGCACUAUAAGAGAACAGCAUGUACAUGUACCAUAUGAAAAUCGAAUGCAUUGAUAUAGUGCAGCAUGUACAAGGUGAAUAUUGAAACACUUCACAAAAGCAUCAUACGCGAGGCGAAUAUCUAACACACUAAUAGAGUGCAGCAUGUACCUGGUGGACAUCCAGUACAAAAACAGCGUAGACAUUCACUCAGCACACCAAAUAAUAUGUGAUAUGCAUUUUUGCAAAUGAGAUGUGACAUUCCAUGGAGAGAAAUGUACAAAAACAACUGCAUUCUAUUUAAUAGAUAUAAGCUGCUUGCAGUAUUUAUGUAUUGUAAAUUCAAUGCUUGGAAAAAAAGAAAUUUCUUUUCGUUCUGCCCCUACCCAAUAUCUUAAUUUCUCCUUUGUUCUUUCACAAUAGUUAAACAAUUUUAAACCAUAUCUAAAUAUUUUGUAAUUGAAUAUAAAACAUGAAUAACUGAUAUACAUCUAUAUACAAGAGAUCAACUUUAUUGAGUUUAUAAUACAAGUACCCUAUCUACAACUAUACAGUUUGUACAUGUAAUACACAGGUAACACAUUUCAAAAGUAAGAUAUCACAAAAACAACAUAUCAUCCAAAACAUAUUAUAACUAAUAUGAGCAAUACAUAUAUUGUGAAUUCAGAAAAGUGCCUUAUCAAUGCAGUCUUACAUUCUAUGU